This is a messenger RNA of Cucurbita pepo subsp. pepo (vegetable marrow), 1878 nucleotides long. RefSeq lists its product as uncharacterized. Gene Ontology annotation, molecular function: ubiquitin protein ligase activity. Gene Ontology annotation, cellular component: cytoplasm. Gene Ontology annotation, biological process: protein ubiquitination. The record is from RefSeq and is a predicted model, not a curated record. Lineage: Eukaryota; Viridiplantae; Streptophyta; Magnoliopsida; Cucurbitales; Cucurbitaceae.
ACCCAAUAUAUCUCGGCCAACACUCCAAAUUGGUGAAUUUAGAAUAGUCAAAUAUUUUCUCGGGUUCUACUGAAAUAUGAAUUUCAAUGAGAAUUCAAGACAAUAAACAUCAUCCGAUGAUUCUGACAUGACAUCGUUUGCAUCCUCCGUAUUACCGUGGCUGCUGGCACAGAGUUAGCCGAUGUUUAUUCCUCAGAUACCGUCAUUGCUUCUUCUUUGGAAAAAGAAGUUCACGACCCGUAGGGCUUCUACCUCCAUGUGGCAUUGCUUCGUUAGGCUUUCGCCCAUUGUGGAAAAUUCCCCACUGCUACCUCCUGUAGGAUUUUUGGCCGUGUCUCAUCCCCAGUGUGGCCGAUCAUCCUCUUGGUCCAGUUGGUAGGCUAUUGCCUCAUCAACUAGCUAAUCAGAUGCGAGCCCUUCCUCGGGUCUGCUCCUCAGCCGGGGUAUUAGCGGCCUUUCCAGCUAUUGUUGCCCUCAAAUCUCCAUGGCAACGCAGCACGCGCGGUGCUGCAAUUUCCUUUGGCUCCGGCCGGUUGAAUCGCCAUUGGAAGAUGGAAACCAUGCACAAAGCUGGCGAUUCAACCGGCCGUUGGCCUUUCUGUUCUUGUUGGGCAGGUUACGGUGGCGAUUAGGGUGAACCAAAUGCGGAGAAGGCAUAAUCUUCUUCAUAUUGAUCUCUGCAACUAUGAACAGAGCUUGAAGAUGAAGAGAGAAUACAAAUCCAUUUCAUGAACAUUACCUGUAAAAAGCUCCAAAUCUUCCGUCUCUUCGAGGAAUACGAUAAGGAAUAACUUUCCAGUCGCCUUUCAAGCCAUUCCUUCUCCAUCUCUACUUCCUCUUCCUCAAUCAAUCUUCUUCCUAUAAAUUCUUCUCUUCUUUCUCGAAUUUUCGAUUCAAAAGAAACUACCUCAAAUUCGUAUCUCCAUGUCUCAAAAUUUUAGACCUCGAAUCGCCUUCAAUGCCGGAAUCCCUAGGACCAGAACCGUCCAUUACUACUGGUGUCGAAUCUGUCGACGAAUCAUCAGAAUCAGCUUGGGAAAUCCUCUGGAAAUUUCCAUCACUUGCCCCUUUUGUUCCAGAAAUCUCCGCCAUGAAUUGGACGUCGUUAGGGCACGAUUCCACGGCGAUCCUUCUAAUUUUCUUCAAGAUUCCGGAAAUCACAUGACCAACACGAAUUCUCGCCGGAUGAUCCCGCGGUGGACGUUCGAAACUGACGAUGCUCAUUCUCUGGAUUCUUGGAUUACUCUCCAAUUCUCCAGACCAUCGGAAAACUCCAAUCCCGCAGCGAAUUCCGACAUGGAGACGAUUCGGAGGGUGAAAAUUACGGAGUCGCAUUUGCAGAAGGAUUCGAGCUGUGCGAUUUGUAAAGAGGAAUUCGAAAUCGGAGGGGCAGUGAGGGAGUUGCCGUGUAGACAUUUUUACCAUUCGGAUUGCAUUGUUCCUUGGUUGAGAAUCCAUAAUACUUGCCCUAUUUGCCGGUACACACUACAGAACGCCAUUGAUGGUGAGAGCUCUGAGGAAUCUGUGGAAGAAGGAGACGGAAGAGGGAAUGGGUGGUGGAAUGUGGUGCGUUCAUGGUGGCCGUUCCGUGUGAUCGGCGAUUUGGCUCGCCGGCUAGGGUUCGCCGAUUAUGGCGAUAAUCUCCUCGCCUUGGAAACAGAUUCAUGGAUGUACUCUUGGCUGGCUGAUUGACACACCCACCCCAUGUAUGUAUCUAUCACUCUCUUUUUUUUCAUUAGGUUGCUUUAUUUAUUUAUUUAUAUUUACUCAAAUAUAUAUGUGAGGUCCCACGUCGUUUGUGAAGUGAAUGAGAACGAAACAUUUAUUAUAAGAGUGUGAAAAUCUCUCCUUCUGGAGGUGUUUUAAAAAUUAUGAGAA